This is a messenger RNA of Spodoptera frugiperda (fall armyworm), 6205 nucleotides long. It is a transcript of the gene mon2, whose product is annotated as protein MON2 homolog. The record is from RefSeq and is a predicted model, not a curated record. The coding region runs from base 125 to 5161 and encodes 1678 amino acids. The transcript has 40 exons. NCBI's taxonomy places the organism in Eukaryota, Metazoa, Arthropoda, Insecta, Lepidoptera, Noctuidae.
CAGACUUAUCGUUUCCGAACUGAAAAUUGUGAUGUCGAUUGUGUACAUGGCAUAAAUUCAAUUUCUAUAAUUUUUUACGUGAAUUAUGAUGUGAAUAAGUGAAUUAGCAACAAUAAAUUAAAUAAUGGCGUUCGUAAGCGCUGUAACCGGCGAUGACUCCACGAAGAAAUUCAUGGAUGUCCUCCAGAAUGAUUUCAAGACAUUGAGUUUGGAGACCAAGAAGAAAUAUCCUCAGAUAAGAGAGGCGUGUGAUGAAGCUAUCGAGAAACUGUCGUUGGCCUCCAACAACCCACAGGCAUCUCUGUAUGGAGUAGUGAAUCAAAUAUUGUACCCACUAGUGCAAGGCUGUGAAUCAAAGGAUCUGAAGAUUAUUAAGUUCUGUUUAGGAACAAUCCAGCGUCUAAUAGCUCAGCAAGGCAUAGACGCGAAGGGAGCGAGACAUGUCGUCGAUUGCCUGUACAACCUGGGGCAGGGCGCAGUCCUUGAACUGAAGCUGCUGCAGACCGCCGCCCUGUUGAUGACCACGUCUGACCUGGUGCACGGAGACACCUUGGCUAGGACAAUGGUGAUGUGCAUGCGCAUGGUAUCGCCUUCAGAAAGCCGUGACGUCAGCACCAGCCACGCUGCAGCAGCUACAGUCCGCCAGCUGGUGGCUCUAGUCUUUGAAAGAGCCCUCGCUGAAGCUGAAGGUGCUCUGAAAGUGAACCCAGCUGACGUGAGACCACAGACUAACAAUAAGGCCCCUAAGGAUCUUAAACCAUGUGCUGUCGAUGCGUAUCUAAUAUUACAGGAUAUUAUUCAACUGAUAAACGGUGACUCAGCACACUGGCUGGUCGGUAUAUCGGACGUGCCAAAAACGUUUGGACUGGAGCUACUGGACACAGUACUCACUGAUUUCUCACCUAUUUUCUUCAAGAUAGCGGAGUUUCGGUUCCUGUUGAAGGAACACGUGUGUGCUCUCAUCAUCAGGCUGUUCUCCCCUAAUGUCAAGUACAGGGCGGCGUUCACAGCGCUGCACAUCCCGGGCGGCGCGGGCGGCGCGAGCGGCGCGGGCGGUGCGGGCGGCGCGGGCGGCCCGGCGGCGGAGCGCCCGCACUUCCCCGUCACCAUGCGCCUGCUGCGCCUCGUCUCCGUCAUCGUGCACAAGUACCACGCCGUGCUCGUGACGGAGUGCGAGAUAUUCCUCUCCCUCACGAUAAAGUUCCUGGACCCGGACAAACCAAUGUGGCAGCGAGCGCUGGCGUUAGAAGUACUGCAUAAGAUGACCAUACAACCAAAUCUGCUGAAGGCGUUCUGCGAGUGCUACGACAUGAAGCCGCACGCGACCAACAUAUUCCAGGACAUCGUCAACGCGCUCGGCGCCUACGUGCAGAGUCUCUUCGUCGCCUCCAAUGUCAAUACACCAGCUGGGUCUGCCGGUAUACCUCAGCAGUCAGGGUUCUACUGGAAGGGAGUCUGGUUACCGCUCUGUGUCACCUUCGAACCUGGGACUGCUAAAUCUGUUUACAUUGAAAUGCUGGACCGCAGCGAAGCUCCCGUGAUACAGGACGGGUACGGCAUCUCGGUGGCGUACGCUUGUCUCAUGGAGAUCAUACGGUCCAUAGCCAUCAGUGUGGAAGGCAACGAGUACUUCAGGUUACAAGAGUUAUAUGAAGAUAUACAAAAUGACACAGAGGAGAGAGAGGUCAAUUCUAAUAAGAAUGUCAACAGCAAAGAUACGGAGAACAAGACGGAUAAAAUGAUAACAAACAACUCCCACAAUGGAGAAGCCGACCAGAACUCUAACGUGGUGCAGAAGACAGAAGAUGUGGAAGAUAAAGAGAAACAACUUCGGUUGCAGCUGCUGAAAUCGUCAUGGUGCGGUCUUGUGUGGGGCCUGUCGGUGCUCGCCGAGGCGAGUAUAGGCGAGCUGGAGAACAUACUGCGCGCCAUACAGACCCUGGCCAGGGUCAGCGGGAAGGUGGGUCACUCAGUAGGGCGCGACGCAUGCGUGAGUGCGCUGUGUCGCUGCGCUCUGCCCGCCCAGUACGUGGUCCCGGCGCUGGGCGCGCUGGGUGCUCUGCCCUGUCCCUGGAGACGGGACCCCCCACCACCACCAGACCCUGACUACCGCCACCAGGUCGUCUGGGUCGGCACACCUCUUCCGUCAGCGUCGUUACCUACAGGUCAGCAGCAGUCGUUCGUGAUGGUGACGUCCCGGCACGUGACGGCCAUGAAGGCGCUGCUGUGCGCCGCCCAGCGGGACGGGGACACCAUCCAGCAGGCCUGGCUGCCAGUCCUCACCACGCUGCAGCAUCUGGUUUGGAUCCUGGGUCUGAAACCGUCGACCGGCGGCAGUAUGAAGGCAAGCCGCGCCAGCGCAGACGCCAACGCCGUCAUGAGCACUUCCGCUGUCAUGGCCGACCUUCCGGGUCAGCAAGUUCCCGUGGCCGAGUCGCUAGGCGUUAUGAGUGCGCUUUCAGCGAUGUUGUCUCGUGUGUUCGAGUCUUCGAAGAACCUGGACGAUGUGGCGCUGCAUCACCUGAUUGACGCGCUGUGCAAGCUCUCCAACGAAGCUAUGGAGUUGGCUUAUUCUAAUAGGGAACCGUCAUUGUUCGCGGUGGCCAAACUGCUGGAAACGGGCUUAGCCAACAUGCACAGGAUAGAGGUCAUGUGGCGACCCAUCACUAACCAUUUAUUGGAAGUAUGCCAACACCCCCACAUUAGGAUGCGGGAGUGGGGAGUGGAAGCCAUCACGUACCUGGUGCAGGCAGCCUUCCAGUACCACCACAACAAUCCUUGUCUUGUCACUGAGGCCCGCGAGCGCCUCCUGCUGGAGCCCCUGUCGGAGCUGUGCGCGGUGCGGCAGUGCGACGUGCGCGCGCGCCAGCUGGAGUGCGCGGCGCGCCUGCUGCACUCCCGCGGGGACCAGCUCGGCGCCGCCUGGCCGCUCAUGAUGGAGAUCAUCUCCGCUAUAUCCUCACACCACAGCGAGCAGUUGAUCCGCUCGGCGUUCCAGUGCGCGCAGGUGGUGGCGGGCGACCUGCUGGGCUGCGCGGGCCCGCGCUGCCUGCGCCAGGUGCUGGCCGCCGCCGCCGCCUUCGCCACGCAGACCAAGGAGCUCAACAUCAGCCUCACCGCCGUCGGACUCAUGUGGAACAUCUCGGACUACCUGUACCACAACCGCGACAAGCUGGUGGCGGCGCUGGCCAGCGACGCGGCCGUGUGCCCCGAGCUGCCCCAGCACGCCGCGCUGCCCCCGCUCGACAAGCUCUGGAUGUGUCUCUACAUACGGCUCAGCGAGCUGUGCACGGAGGCGCGCGCCCCGGUGCGUCGCGCGGCGUGCCAGACGUUGUUCAGCUGCGUGGGCGCGCACGGCACGCUGCUGAGCGCGCCCGCCUGGCGCGCGCUGCUCGCCGUGCUCUUCCCCAUGCUCGAACAGGUUCAGAAGCAGUCGAACAUAGCAAGCUCGGAGAAGGUGGACACGGGAGACCACAUCCUGAUACACCACACCAGGAACACAGCGCAGAAACAAUGGGCAGAGACACAGGUGCUGACCCUAUCCGGAGUAGCCCGAGUGUUCCACUCUCGGUUCCAACUCCUCACCACGGUGGGAGACUUCACCAGGUCCUGGACGGCGCUGCUCGACUACAUUACAGACUUCGCACUGCGCAGGAGUCACGAGGUGUCGGUGGGCGCGCUGAAGUCGUUCCAGGAGGUGGUGUCUGCGGCGGGGCGCGCCACGGACGUGGAGCCGGCGCUCAUGGCGCGCGUGUGGGCCGCCGCCUGGGCCGCCUGGACCAACAUCGCCUCCGCCGCGCCCGCCGACCCGCCGCCAUCAGAAGACGGCAAGCCCGUGGAGGUGUACGCGCCCUCCCUGAACUUCCUCACCACACUCGUGCAGAUAUUCCCGCUCAUCUUCCAGCAUAUACGACCCACGUUCACGGCGGCGGACGUGUCCCGGCUGGGCGCGUGCCUGGCGCAGGCCUGCAGCACGCGGCCCUCCGCCGCCGCCUCCGCCCUGGACGCGCUCUCCGCCGCGCCCGUGUCGCUGCACGCGCUGCACUGCCUCGACAUCGUGCACAAGGAGGCGCUGGUGCGCCACGAGCUGCUGGUGCCGCUGUUCGCGGCGCUGACGGGGCUGGCGCGCAGCGUGGCGGGGCGGGGCUGCGGCGCCGCGCCGCGCUGCCUGGCCGCCGCCGCCGCGCUCUACCGCGCCGCGCCCGCGCCCGCCGCGCCCGUGCUGCCGCCGCUACUGCUGGCUCUUCACUCUGCAGUCCAGAACUUCGGUCAGGACAAGCGACGGAAGACGGCUGAACAAAUGGAGGAGACCGCACAGAUCUCGUCGCUGUUGUUACAGGUGUUAAACACAGGGUUGCCGCUAGCUAGAGAAGAUCCCGAAACAUACAAAGAGUUCUGGGAGACUCUACCCAAAGUACUAGAGACAUUCCUUUUCGAACCACCCGUGGGCGGCGGCCGCGCGGCCCGACAGCUGGUUCUGGCACUCCGGGACCUCGCCCUGCGCGCCCGCCCCCGCCUGCCCCCCCUACACCUGCGGCCACUGCUGGCGCUGGUACGGGCCGGCUCGCUACACACGCAGCCCUCGCAACCCAUACAAAACGAACAAGAGUUGAAAGAGAGAGAAGAGUUUGCGCGGACAUGCUUUGAGACUCUACUGCAAUACUCCAUGCUCGAAGAUAUCGACUCUUUCGCGGGAGUCGAAGAUGACGCAGACCCUCUAGCGAUAGUGGCCCUCCUGGACAGGUUCCACGAGGUCAUAUCGAAGUACACGCAGGACGAGGACAACACGGAGCCACUGCCCAGGCACCAGCUAUCUGAGAUAUCGUUCGUGCUGAAGGCAGUGGCGACCCUCACCGACUCCAUGAAGAAGGCGCCGCCAGGCAAGGUGGACGCCGUCGCCUGGGACAAGUUAAUAGGCCUGUACCCCCAGUUGGUGGUGCUGGCGGCCAGCGGGCGCGCCGGGGGCGCGGGGGCGCGGGCGGCGGGGGCGCGGGCGCGCUGCGCGAGGCGCUGCUGCAGUACGAGGCGCUGCUGCGUGCGCCGGCGCAGCUAUAGCGCAGCCAGCGCACGCGCCGCCUCUACACCAUACACAUCUAGCGCACCACUCCGAACUCAAGCGAAGUCGUCGAGAUGCGGACAUAGGUGGCGCUGCAAACGCUAACUAUAUAUAGUAUAUAAUAAAGAGAACUGUAUGAAAUAACAUUACAUAGUAGUUAUUUAAUUAAUUAAUUAAUAUAUGAACUAGUGCUGUUUUCAAUAAGUUAUUGUUAGAUAGUUAAAUUUUAUAGAUAGAAGUGUGUAUGUUCAGUCGAAAUGAUAUAUUUUAGUGAUGACUUACUUUUUUUUUAAUGUGUGCUAUCAAUCAUCCGUUAUGCAAUUUUCUUAACUUACUUAUACAGGAAAUUUUGUAGGUGUGGCAAAAUUUAGUUUUUUUAUAUUAUAUAUAUUUGAUGGGUCGACUUUUGGCCGCUAUCUCACCUGAUGGUAAGUGAUGAUGCGGUCUAUGAUGAAGCACGUCAACCUAUUCACUCGGGCUUUGAAGACACUCAGGUUAUUGUAUAAGCCGGUAAACGACUGCUAAGCUAAGCAACUGCUACCGGACUGAUGGUAAGCAAUCGCCGCUGCCCAUGGACACUUGAAACACCAGAGGCGCACACUCACUUAUUUUUGUAUCAUACACUUUCACGCUUGAGGAACAAAAUGUUUGUCAUUUUGUAAUAUAACAUGUCGACUAAACAUAAUUAUAUUACAUUAACUAAAAAUCACGGUUUACUCACGUACAUUAAUAGAGAAAUGCUCUACUAGUUUCGAGUCACAGAGGGACUCAAAAUCAUGAGCAGCGUGUACGUGAGUAAACCGUGAUUUUUAGUUAAUUUAAUAUGUCUCACGAUAGUUAUUACAAAAAUAUAAUUUUAUUAUAUUAAAAAAGAAACGAAGUUAUUUUAUUAACAUUUUAUGUUUUAUUUCCACAUAUUCUCCCUAUUACAUGGGAUUUGUAAUAUAACUGUUGAAAUGUGGAUUACACUUAAUAUGUAAAACCUACACUUCUACCUACCCCCUCGGGAAACUAAAGAUGUCUUAAGUAAGUUGAGUGAAUAAAAAAUAUAUAAGCAUUCCUCUAAUAUGGCCAAUAUGUAUUAAAAUUUAUUAUAAUAAUUUGUAUAUAACUGAUUUUCAUUAAUACAUAUAAAAAUUAAAAUUGCAA